Molecule: messenger RNA, 941 nt
Organism: Onthophagus taurus
Lineage: Eukaryota; Metazoa; Arthropoda; Insecta; Coleoptera; Scarabaeidae
Source: RefSeq, a predicted model, not a curated record
UUAUGGAAUUUAUUAUAUCAUGGACCUAAGAGAAAAAGAUUUUAAAAUUUAUGGGCAACAAUAACUUUAUCUGCAAACAUGGAAAGUUUUUGGGAGAGUAAUUGUUAUAUUAGUUAAUGGUAGACAAGAUUCUUAAAUGAUUGAGAAAAAGAAAUGAAUAAAAAAUUUUUUUGGAAAUAAAAAUCCAAAAUUCGUGCAGAGCCCACAUGAUCUAUAAAAGAAACACGUGACCAAAAGGGUAUAGAGUCGACUCCAACAAAAGCACCUCCCAAAACGUUCAAACAGUGGCCAAUCAAACAACAUAAACCCUUAACCAUGAGAACUACGAUUGGUUGGCUUCGAACCUACCAUUUGAGCUCGUUAACUAUAAAUUGGUACAAAUAAUAAUAACGAAAGUCAGUUUAGUCGACGCGGUGACGACGACGCCGAUUUUCAACAACGUGAUUUCUAUCAAUUAAAUUUAAAAAAAGAAUUUUGAUUUUUUUUUGAGAAAUGGAUGGUCCCUUUGAAGACGGUUUUAUUGAUUAUUCAAACCAACCUUUACCAUCAUUAAAUAGUACGUUACUUCAAAAUAAAGUGGGAAAUCAAGAAAAUUUGCACUCGAUUCAAGUUAUGUUGGGAUUGCAACAACACAACGAUAUGUUUUCGGGAAUGGGGAGUCCGUUGGAAUACAAAGGUUCCCCACAAAAUAAAUUGGACGGCUCUCCGACGAUGUCGCACCAACACCACCAGGAGUUGAUGUACCACCAACCGCAAAUGGAAACCGUUCAAAACGGAAAUGGAAAAAGGAAAAACGAAGACGUCGUUUUGUUGCAAAGUCAAAAUUUAUCAUCCAGCGAAAUUGGAACUAGUGCCGGAAAUGUUGGAACAACGACAACUUCCCAAAAGAAAAACGAUAAGAAGAAAGGUGAUAAUAAUGGGGUUAAGAAAAAGAAAACUAG